Daktulosphaira vitifoliae (grape phylloxera) is the source of this 509-nucleotide messenger RNA. RefSeq names its product GATOR complex protein Iml1-like. Gene Ontology annotation, cellular component: lysosomal membrane; GATOR1 complex. NCBI's taxonomy places the organism in Eukaryota, Metazoa, Arthropoda, Insecta, Hemiptera, Phylloxeridae. The record is from RefSeq and is a predicted model, not a curated record. Gene Ontology annotation, biological process: cellular response to amino acid starvation; negative regulation of TORC1 signaling; positive regulation of autophagy. The transcript has 4 exons. The annotation marks the transcript as partial. Gene Ontology annotation, molecular function: GTPase activator activity.
AUAAAUCACAAGCACUUUUUAAAUUGACUUCAAAUAGGAGAAGGUGGAGUCAUACAUUUUCUGAAAAAUAUCCAAAAAUACAAAAAGUUCAAGAUGAUAUUGAAUUAGUUGGAAAUGCUGAAAUGGAUAUAGAUGAAACUGUUCAUCAAUUAAAUAAUUUAAAAAAAAAUCUUGAUGUAAAUAUAAAUAUUGAAAAAUUUCUAAAAAAUAGAAUUGAAGAAAAACAAAAUAUAAAAAAUGCCGGUCAAAAAUCAUUAGGUGAAUUUGAUUGGUUAAGUCAAUUUUCUUCGGGUGUUGAUUGGAAAUCAUUAGUAUUUCCAGCUUGUCUCCCAAUUACAACAGAUUAUUUUCCUGACGAUGUCACACUUCAAUCAUACUAUGUAUUUUCCAAUUAUAAUUUACUACCUGAAGAUGUAAAUGCAGAUUUUGCUCAACAAAGAGCUGUUUACCGACAGCCUUUAUCUACUUUAGAAGUAUUUUACCAAAUGGUAUCUCAGCGUUUAGCUCAA